UCUGUUCAAAAUCACGUCAAAAAUUGACAGUACAUAGAAAAGUGUAAACCAUAAAGUUUUAACAAGAUCCAUUCUUCCUUUCUUGGGUUACUGCCCGUGGAGUAACCGAAGUACAGUUUUGCUUGUUUAAAAAUUAUAAAAUGGGGUUCGUGAAAGUUGUGAAGAAUAAGCAAUACUUUAAGCGGUAUCAAGUCAAAUUCAAGAGGCGUCGUGAGGGCAAAACUGACUAUUAUGCACGAAAACGACUUGUUGUACAGGAUAAGAAUAAAUACAACACGCCUAAAUAUCGUCUAAUCGUCCGUCUAUCAAACAAGGAUGUGACAUGCCAAGUGGCUUAUUCCCGCAUUGAAGGAGACCACAUUGUCUGUGCUGCCUACUCACAUGAAUUACCUCAUUAUGGUAUAAAAGUGGGUUUAACUAACUAUGCUGCUGCUUACUGCACUGGACUACUACUGGCUAGACGACUGCUCCAGAGGCUGGGCCUAGACUCUUUAUAUGCUGGAGCUACUGAAGUCACUGGUGACGAGUUCAAUGUUGAACCGGUUGAUGAUGGACCUGGUGCAUUUAGAUGUUAUUUGGAUGUUGGCUUAGCACGCACAACAACUGGUGCUAGAGUAUUUGGAGCUAUGAAAGGAGCAGUUGAUGGUGGUCUGAAUGUUCCACAUUCCAUCAAGAGAUUCCCAGGUUAUGAUGCUGAAGCAAAGAAAUUUAAUGCAGAAGUACACAGGGCUCACAUAUUUGGUCUUCAUGUAGCUGAAUACAUGAGAAAUCUUGAACAAGAAGAUGAAGACUCGUUUAAGAGACAGUUUGGCAAAUACAUCAAAUUGGGAGUUGCUGCUGAUGCUAUUGAAAGCUUGUACAAGAAGGCGCAUGAAACAAUACGUGCAGAUCCAUCUCACAAGAAGAAGGAAGCAAAGAAGGAUCCGGCAAAACAAAAACGCUGGAGCAAGCGCAAGCUGAAUCUGGCUGAGAGGAAGAACAGGAUCAAGCAAAAGAAAGAAUCGUUCAUUAAAAGAUUGCAAGCAGAAGCUUGAAAGGUUUCCAAUGAAAUAAAUCUUUAAUGGAG
Molecule: messenger RNA, 1066 nt
Organism: Pararge aegeria (speckled wood butterfly)
Lineage: Eukaryota; Metazoa; Arthropoda; Insecta; Lepidoptera; Nymphalidae
Gene: RpL5
Product: 60S ribosomal protein L5
Exons: 7
Coding region: 141-1034 (297 amino acids)
Biological process (GO): translation; ribosomal large subunit assembly
Cellular component (GO): cytosolic large ribosomal subunit; ribosome
Molecular function (GO): 5S rRNA binding; structural constituent of ribosome
Source: RefSeq, a predicted model, not a curated record